Panonychus citri (citrus red mite) is the source of this 2059-nucleotide messenger RNA. Its product is annotated as D-beta-hydroxybutyrate dehydrogenase, mitochondrial-like. The transcript is spliced from 3 exons. Bases 678 to 1796 code for a protein of 372 amino acids. The record is from RefSeq and is a predicted model, not a curated record. Lineage: Eukaryota; Metazoa; Arthropoda; Arachnida; Trombidiformes; Tetranychidae.
UGAAAAGUGAUUCGAAUGGUUUAUUAAUGGAAAAGCGAAAAAUUAAGAAAACGGUCAAACCUUUUUCUCUCUCAUUUUCUACUCCCUCAAAACUUUCUCUCCUUUUCUCUUUCAUUCUCAUUCAUUCUCAUUUUGUUGUUGUCUCUCGUUCUCACCUGUAGUAAUUUAUCUUCUUCUCUUCCUCCUCCAGUCUCUCUCUCCAUUACCAAAAUAUCUUCCAUCAAUCUAAUUCUUUAACCUGUUCACUUUUCCAUUUCAUUUUCUAUUUCAAGUGAUAAUCAUCAUUGAGAAAAAUUCUACUCUCUUUAAAACUUAUUCUUCAUCUUUUUCUUUCUCUUCUUUCCUCCAUCUUCCAACUUGUUCAUCUUUUCUUCUUCUUUAAUGGCUAGUCCAUCAUCUUCAGUGACAUCUUUCUCUCCAUCAUCUUCCUCAUCUUCCUCAUCAUCUAUGGCAUCAACUCAUCGUUUAUCUUUUUUCUAGUUUAGUGCCUCAUCCAUUUCAACGCCGGUGUUUAUUCAGCACUUGUUUUGGUUGGUUUGUUGAACAAUAACAAUUAAUUUUAUUCCACAAUUACAAUCAAGCCAUAUCAUCUCAUCGGUGCUCAUUAACUUGAUCAACUAUUCUCAUCCAACAAAUCAUUUAAUUGGUCAUUUAAAACACAAAUUUACUCAUCAAAUAUGGAGCUUAAAUAUAAAGCUUUUGGAGUUUCGUUCCUAUUAUUGUGCUUUUUUCAUCAAUAUUUCACCAUUUUUCGGUCACUGAUAAACUUUUUGGGCAUUUUCACUGUCCUCGGGGUAUUAGCCUGGGAACUUGCACCUUUCCUAUUGUCCUUCUUCAAACCCUUUGCCCCAAAGGUCAAUCCCAGAGGAAAAGCAAUCCUAGUAACAGGAUGUGACUCAGGAUUCGGACAUGGAACAGCCUUAUUGCUCAACAAAAUGGGUUUCAAAGUGUUCGCGGGUUGUUUGUUCCCGACUGGACCGGGUGCCGAUAGUUUGAAGGCUAAAGCCGAGAAUCCGGACUCAAUGAUCGUGGUUAAAAUGGACGUUACAAAGGAUGAAGAUCUAGACGCUGUUUAUAAAUUAAUUGUCUCCUCGUUGGACCAGAAAAAUAACAACGAACAACUUUAUGGAUUAGUAAAUAACGCUGGUAUCCUGCGAAUGGCUCCAAUUGAAAUGGGCGAUUUUAAUUACUUUGUCAAAGAUCAGUUUGACGUAAAUGUUUUCGCUGUCGUUCGAGUGACACAAAAAUUUUCAUCGCUUAUCCGACAAUCAAAGGGCCGUAUUGUUGUCCUUUCCUCAAUCGCCUCUCGGAUUUCAGCUUCGCCUUUAGCCGCUUAUUGUAUGUCCAAACAUUGUAUCACCGCUUUCUGUGACUGUCUCCGUGAUGAGAUUACUGAUUCUGGUGUUAAGGUCACUUCAAUUGAACCUUACUUUUAUGGUACCGAUAUGUUGACCACCAACAAUUUAAAUCUUCACGACGACAAAUGUUGGAAUACAACCAGUGAAUCAAUUAGAAAAGCUUUCGGACAGUCCGCUUACAAGAAAAUGAUCGCUGACUUUUUCACACUAAUUCGACUCAAUGCCUUGGGGGCCAAUCAAGAUCCCAGCGAAGUUUCUCGAACUGUUGCUAAAGCGCUAACCGAACCCGAACCUUUGUACAGAUACGUUUGUGCUUCUCCUUACAUUAAACCUCUUCUUCUUAUGGGUCCAUUGGUUCCUCGAGAGAUUUUCUCAUGGUUUCAUAAACAACUCUUCCAAUUAGCCUGUAAUCAAAUGGAAAAAUCAAAAUCUCAUUAGCCCAAGUUAAAUCAACAUCAUUAGCGUUCUAAUGACAUUUUUUCCUCUUGAUUAUAUUCGUGGUCAUGACUGAACAAUCAAAAAUUAAAUUCAAAUUGUACAUUGUGGUUAACAUAAAAAAAGGAAUGAAAACAAACCUUGACCAAAAUCGUUUUUGUACCAAUCAUUGUAUUGUUUUCUAUUGCAUUUGAUUUCUUGCUCGAGAUUUUGAUCACAUAUUGAUGAAGAAAACAAUUAAAAUACAAACCAGUUAAUUUACCCAA